AUGGGAAUAACUGUCCAAAACAUCACAGGAAACACAGCAAUGGUCAUUUGGCCAAAAAUGGCCAGUUGUACCGACAGCUUUUACAGCGUCAUGUACCACCCUAACUGGAACAGGAACCUAUCGAGUUACUCGAGAAAAAACUUCCAGAAGGAAGAGAGGGUACCCACCAGUCGCUCCUCCUUUGUUGUUGAAAACCUAACCCCACUAACAACAUACAUCAUGUGCGUGACCUGCCAGUCUGCCAACCCCUCCAGUGACCAGUGCAGAGUUUUUAACACCCUGGAACAAGACCUGGCAUCCAAAAGCAACACCAAGAAAGAGCUGGCACUGGGCAUCUGGCUCACCAGCAGCGUCCUGCUCCUCAUCAUUGCAGCUAUCCUCCUCUACGGCUGCCUGCACCUCUAUUGCCGCAGGAGACGAGAGCGUCUGCAAGGGCAAAACGAGACCUCUGAACAAGACCAUGGGAAGGCAUGGCCCAAAAGUGUGGUGCCCACCUCAGGGCAGCUUGGCAGGCAGAGCCAAGUGAUGCAGGACAGCGAAGAAAAGCAUCCAGGUGGCAUCCAGCUGGCCACAAUCAUAGAGAAUCCCUCAGCAUGCAAGGAGCCCAUCAUGCCGAAAUCCAAAAGCUGGCAACAAGCACCAACAACAAGACAGUGCUCUGCUGUAAAUUAG
Calypte anna (Anna's hummingbird) is the source of this 672-nucleotide messenger RNA. RefSeq names its product fibronectin type III domain containing 9 (gene FNDC9). Gene Ontology annotation, molecular function: protein binding. Bases 1 to 672 code for a protein of 223 amino acids. The record is from RefSeq and is a predicted model, not a curated record. The transcript has a single exon. NCBI's taxonomy places the organism in Eukaryota, Metazoa, Chordata, Aves, Apodiformes, Trochilidae.